Messenger RNA from Sinocyclocheilus rhinocerous, 809 nucleotides. RefSeq names its product cysteine-rich PDZ-binding protein-like. Gene Ontology annotation, cellular component: dendrite. Gene Ontology annotation, biological process: cytoplasmic microtubule organization. The record is from RefSeq and is a predicted model, not a curated record. Gene Ontology annotation, molecular function: microtubule binding; PDZ domain binding. Bases 106 to 411 code for a protein of 101 amino acids. Lineage: Eukaryota; Metazoa; Chordata; Actinopteri; Cypriniformes; Cyprinidae. The transcript has 5 exons.
GCAAACCGCCAAUAAACACCAAAGAAGAAGAAGAAGCAGCUUCAUUUUCACAACAACUGAGAACUAUCUAGACGUGUUAGUUACGGUUUUCUGACACAUUUGAAGAUGGUUUGCGAGAAGUGCGAGAAGAAACUGGGGCGAGUCAUCACGCCUGAUACCUGGAAAGAUGGGGCUAGAAAUACAACAGAGAGUGGUGGUCGAAAGCUAAAUGAAAAUAAAAUGCUGACUUCAAAAAAAGCCAGGUUUGAUCCUUAUGGGAGAUCUGGAUUUGCCACAUGCAGAAUAUGCAAAAGCUCUGUCCAUCAGUCUGGUUCACAUUACUGCCAGGGAUGUGCUUACAAAAAAGGAAUUUGUGCCAUGUGUGGGAAGAAGGUUCUUGAUACCAAGAACUACAAACAGACCUCAGUUUGAUUUAGUGUUUGUUGCUGGAGAUCUGUCUUUAGCUGAGAAGGGAAUGUUUGUGGAUGACUGUGUUGACUCUUCCAAGUGUUGAGAAUUAUCAUUUAAGUUCACAAAAGAGUUAAGUUUGCGGCGUGUUGUGGCAAUGUUGCGAAAGGAGUGCACUAGUUUAUGACUAUUUAAAUGAAAAUAUGUCAGUGGUAUUUUUCUCUUAAUUUUUCUCAACCUUAGAGCAAUAUAUUGGCUUGUACUGUUUGGACAAUGUAGAUGCCUACCUUGAGUACAUUUGCUGGGAAACAUGUUUUGUAAAUGUUCUUAUUCAUUUGGAACUUUUUUUUAAGUAAAUAAUUUCUCAUUUUAAUACUACCAAACAUGAUGACAUUGGUUAGGCCAUUUAAUACAAAUAAGUU